AAGAAGUACGCUGUACAAUUUCUCGGAGUUGUAGAUUUGAAUUUGAGGCGUUGUUAAGACGGGCGCAACGUGCUUCGGAUUCGCUGCUAGCUGAGUGACGUAAAAACACAAGCAAAUCAGCAGUCAGUUAAUUAAGUCCGUCGCGCCCAAAGGACGCCUUUAUAAAAGCGCAACGCUAACAACCUGGAUUAUUUUAUAAAAGAGAACUGAAGAUUGUUUAUUAAGAUGUCUGGAAGAGGAAAGACUGGUGGCAAAGCACGCGCCAAGGCUAAAACUCGGUCUUCCCGAGCUGGUUUACAAUUCCCAGUCGGCCGUGUUCAUAGGCUCUUGAGGAAAGGCAAUUAUGCCGAGCGUGUUGGCGCUGGUGCUCCCGUUUACUUAGCUGCCGUCCUCGAAUAUCUGACCGCUGAAAUUCUUGAGUUGGCCGGAAAUGCUGCCCGUGACAACAAGAAAACCAGAAUCAUUCCUCGCCACUUGCAACUAGCCGUGCGUAACGAUGAAGAGCUCAAUAAAUUGCUGGGUGGUGUGACCAUCGCCCAGGGUGGUGUGCUGCCUAACAUUCAGGCUGUGCUUCUGCCCAAGAAGACCGAGAAACCAGCUAAGAGCAAGUAAGAUAUGUUCAUCAACACCAACGGCUCUUUUCAGAGCCACC
Molecule: messenger RNA, 652 nt
Organism: Erpetoichthys calabaricus (reedfish)
Lineage: Eukaryota; Metazoa; Chordata; Cladistia; Polypteriformes; Polypteridae
Product: histone H2A-like
Exons: 1
Coding region: 226-612 (128 amino acids)
Cellular component (GO): nucleosome
Molecular function (GO): structural constituent of chromatin; DNA binding; protein heterodimerization activity
Source: RefSeq, a predicted model, not a curated record